AAGCUUUGCAAGAAUCACAGAUAUGCUACAUUUUGGAUGGGAUUCUCUUCCUUUAUGGGAUCAUCCUGACCGUCCUCUACUGCCGACUUAAGUUCCUGAAUCGGAAGAAGACUCCAGCGCCUUCUGCCAUCUACGAAAAAGUGGAUCCCAUCUAUGCGGGUCUGGACGUUCAGGAGAUGGAACCAUACAGCACACUAGAAGCUUCGAAAGCACCCCCCGAAGGGCUGCCUCCCAGGGAGACCCCUUCCAACGAAUGAACAUCUGUCUCCAAACAACAUCUGGAUAGGCUUCCCCGGCUUCCGAUCUGGGCCAAGUUUGGUGUCGGGAGAGAAGCCAAAAAUCAGAAGGGACUCUGACAUCUCAAACUUCCUCCAGAGUUUUAAUUUUUGGCAACGCAAAAGGCACACAAACGAAUGUGGGUGCCUGGGAAUUCUAGUGGAGCUACCAAAAUCCUCCUGUUUUGGGGGGGCAGGUGUUGGGGGGGGUAUUUUUGCUAGUUCUCGAUUUACGACCACAACGCAAGGCUAGAAUUUCCAUGGCUUCCAUUGCAAUUUCCAAGCAAGGGAAUUGUUAAAAGUGUUUGAUUUUAUGAGCUUUCGGCCAGGGAAGUUAAGUUAAUCACUGCUGUUAAGCAAAUCAGGUAGUUGUUAAGCGAAUCUCAUCUAUCAUCUCUCUCUCUCUA
Messenger RNA from Thamnophis sirtalis, 682 nucleotides. NCBI's taxonomy places the organism in Eukaryota, Metazoa, Chordata, Lepidosauria, Squamata, Natricidae. The record is from RefSeq and is a predicted model, not a curated record.